AUGAAACUAGAUACCGAUGAAAUAUUCAAAAAUUAUAACCAUAAUGAAACAAUAAAAAUUAUUGAUAAUCUUAGAAAAGAAAUAAUUAAAAAAGAAGAUUCAAUUAAAGAUUUUUUAAAAAAAAAAAAUACUAGUGUAAUUAAAAAUACAAUUAAAAUUAAAAAUAUAUAUGGAAGUGUGGAAAAAAUAAAAUCUAACUUAGAAGAAAUAAUAGUUAAUUAUAAUGAACUUAUAAAUGAUAUAAAGAAUAAAAACUCACUUUAUUUUAAAGAAUCAUAUGCAAAAGAAUUAAGCGAUUCUGAAAAAAAUGUUGUGAAAGAUGUGUGGUUGAAAAAAUAUGAUAAUUAUGAAUUUUUGUUUAAUAUUUCUAUUUUAAAUAGUGAUUAUUGUUUUGUGAAAAAAAAAAAAGAAGAAUUAAUUAAUUAUGAUUUCUUUUAUUUAAACAAUUAUAUUAAUAAUGUUUAUUUUGAUAUUAACAAAAGAGUUAGUGAGGAAGAUUACAUAUUUGCCCUAAAUCAAAUUUAUACAGACAUUUUUAUAUGUCUAAAAGUUUUACAAUCUAUUCUUAAAAACGAUAAAAUAAAGGAAACAUACAAAAAUAUGUUUAAAAAUGAAAAUUGUAUUUAUUGUUUAAAUUCUUUUGUGAAAAAUCAUAAAGAUAAUUUUUGCGAAAUAAUAUUAAAAUUAAUCUAUUCUUCUUUUUUUAAUUUAACAUAUAAUAAUUCAUGCAAAAUCAAAACAAUACCAAAAUCAAUAAUUAUAUUAUUAAUCUUCUACAAUAAAAAUAACUGCCAAACAUUGGAUAUUAUAAAAAAUGAUUUAUUUUACGAAAUAUUUACUUUGCGGAUAAAUCUAAUAGAUAAAUUUAUUCAAAAAAAAAGUAAUAUUAAAGAUUUUAAUUUUGAAAAGUUAAAAAAUUACUUUAAAAAAAUAAUAAAUUUAAUUUUAAAUAGCAAAUAUAUACUACUCUUGUUAAUUCAUACAAAUAACGUAGAAUUCCAAAAUAAAUUAAAAGGUGAAGAAAAUAAAUUUUCAUUGGAAUGUUAUUAUGACAAAUAUGUGGAUAAUAAUAAAAAUGAAAAUAACUAUUUAAUAGAAGAAAAUAAAAAAAAUGAAAGUAGUUCUCCUUUUGAGAAUUUUAAUGAGAACGAAAAUAAAUUUUUAGAAAAAAUGAAAAAUGAGAUAUUUAUUUUACAAAACGUAUGCAAUAAAAAUGAGACAGAGAUAAAAAAAAUUAAGGAAUAUUUUAAUUAUUCUAUAAAUAGCAUUGAAGAAAUAAAAAAUAUUUUGAAUAAAAAUAGUAUUGAUAAUUUUAGGUUAUUAUAUAAAAGCUAUAUAGAAUGUGUUAACAAAGCGUAUAAAUAUAUGAUAAAUUUAUUACAAGAAUAUUAUAAGAAUAAAUAUAUAAUGUGUAGUGAUUUCUUCAAAGAAUAUACAAGUAUUAGAAUAUUUUAUAACGAAAUUAAAGAAAAAAUAUGUUUCAAAGAAAAGUAUUUUAGUACAUUUAUUAGCAAUGUUAAUUCUUACAUAAACGAUAACUAUUUAAAUUUUAUUCUCGAAAAGGUAUUUGAAAUAUUUUUCUUCUUUUUUUUUAAUAAGUCUAUAACUGCAGUUCCAUUUUUUGAUAUGAAACCAGUUAAUAAAUGGAAAUUUAUAAUUAGAGAUAUAUUUCGAAAUUUGUUUUAUAACGUAUCUUUAUUUUAUGAGAAGAAAUUUGAAAUACAGAAUUAUAUAUUUUAUUCUUUUGUUUUAAAUUCCUUUUAUUUCUAUUAUGAAUUUUAUAAUAUUGAUUUAAAAUUAAUAUACACAGAAUUUUUAAGAAUUGAAAAUUUUACUAGUAAAAAUAGUAAAAUAAAAAAAAGUUUUCAAAAAGAAUUAUCCGAAUAUUUUCUCACAAAUAAAAAUGUUUUAAAAGAAAAAUAUUUUCAUAAUGACUUCAAAAGAAUUAUAAAAGAAAAAAUUCAUCCAUUAAUUUAUAGUGCUUAUAAAUUAAUAAUAUUUAUUGAUAGCAAAGAAAUUAAGGAAACUGGAAAUGUUGAUUUUUUAUAUAUGUAUGAAAAUAUAAAUUGGAAUGAUUUUUAUAAUAUAUUUCAUGCAUUUAGUAAUGUUUUAAAAUAUUAUAAUAAUGAAAAUGAUGAUACAGAUAAUAUUAACUCAAAAAAAAGAAAUAUUUUGCUUACCUUUUUUAAAUCAUUUAAUUCAGGAAAAUCUGAAAUUAUAAAUCCUGUUAAUAAUAAAUCUGAUUAUUUUAGCAACAUUAUUAACUGUACAUCAAAUCACAUAAGUAAUAAUAAUAUCAACGAAAUGAACGAAAAUAUGAUUUCUCGUAACUCAUUUAAUAUAUUAAAUAAUAAUGAAGAUAUUCAAAAAAAAGAAUUGUCUAAUGAGGAGAAUAAAGAACUGUAUUUUUAUAUAAAUCUUAUUAGAUUUAAUAGUAAACUGUCAUUUAGCAAAUUUUUAAAUUGUUAUGAAAAUUUAGAGAAAACUAUUACAUUAAAUGAUGAUAAUAUAAAUAAAAAUAAUUAUGAUUUUCACGAAGAAAAAAUUUUAGGUGAAGAUUUACAAAACGAACCAAAUUUUUGCUUAAAUGAUUUGAAAAGUAUAUUUUUUACUUUAGUUUAUAAUAUUUUUAAGAUUUCACUAGAAUGUUUUUGUUUAGAAUAUUUUGAAAAUUUAAAAAGUUAUUUAGAUCUUUUUCUGAAUAUGUUAUUAAAUAAUGAAAUAAAAAAUAUAUUAUGUGAAAGGAUGAAUUGCCAUUUAAUAAAUAUAUUAAUUUUUUCAAAUAUAUACAUAAUAUACAUUGAAAAAUUAAUGAAAACAGAUAUAUAUAGAAGUAUUGUAAUAUUCAUAGUGAAAACUAUUCUUCAGAGAAGAAUUUACAAGAUCUAUUACAAUUUUCUUAAUAAAUUAAAGGAGCAUUAUUUUUACGAAGGAAAAAAAGAAAAUGAUAAGAAAAAUUUAUUGAACACAAAAAUAACAGAAUUGUAUAAUAUCAUAUUACUAGAUUUAUGCUUUUGCGAACAAGUUUUAGAUAAAAAUACGAUUAUAAAUAAAUCUUUUUAUGAAAGUCUUAUUUUAAGAUAUAAUGAAAAUAAAAAAUACUACAUAAAAUCUUGUUUUUAUUUUAUUCAUAUAUAUAAAGAAAAAUACAACGUCUAUAGUGAAAAAAAAAUUAAUGAAAAUAAUAUAAAAAAGCAUAAGUUAUUUUUAAAAUUAAAUCAAAAAGAUAAAAAGGAAAAAAAAAAACUUUCAAGUUAUUUGUUAAAAAUAAUCAUUGAUGAUAUCUUAACAGAGUUAAAUAAAUUAGAUAAUCUUAAUACUAUAAUUUUUCAAAAACACAUACGCCUAUCAGCACAAAAUAUAAUAAAGAAUUCAUAUUUAUUAUAUUACCUAUUUGUUAAUGGUUCAACCUUAAAUAACAUUUUAAAUACACAAAAAAAUACUAAUGAAAAAUUAUUAGAGAUUUUUAAUUUUAAUAAAGUUGAUAUGAUUAAUAAUAAUUUUAUUGAAAAUAACUUAUUUAAUUUUUUUUUAUAA
This is a messenger RNA of Plasmodium gallinaceum, 3537 nucleotides long. RefSeq names its product conserved Plasmodium protein, unknown function. The record is from RefSeq and is a predicted model, not a curated record. The transcript has a single exon. NCBI's taxonomy places the organism in Eukaryota, Apicomplexa, Aconoidasida, Haemosporida, Plasmodiidae. Bases 1 to 3537 code for a protein of 1178 amino acids.